AAAUCUGCAUUGUGACCUGGCAACUUUCCACUGUUCAUCUGUCCGUUACAUAAGCCUGCAGCGCUAUCCCAGCGCCAGUUAUCUCAGUGACGGAAGAAGGUGGAGUGUAGGACCUCGCGGAUUCUGUGCGUGCGGUGCCGGCUUGAGGCUCCGGUGAAGCAACUCUGAGGCGGCGGCCGCUCUCUCCUCACAUGCCCGCCGAGCACCAAGCCUCCCCGCCCUUGCAAUGGCGUUCAUGGAGAAGAAGAGCCCGGGCAAAGUGCUGCUGGACGACACGGUACCACUGUCCUGCGUGAUCGAAGCCAGCCAAAACCUGCAGUCGCACACGGAAUAUAUUAUUCGUGUACAACGUGGAGUGUCAGCAGAAAACAGUUGGCAGAUUAUCAGAAGAUACAGUGAUUUUGAUGUCCUGAAUGCUAGUUUACAGAUCUCAGGUCUGAUCCUACCUCUACCUCCCAAAAAGCUAAUUGGAAAUAUGGAUCGUGAGUUCAUAGCAGAAAGACAACGAGGACUUCAGAAUUACCUGAAUUUCAUUACGACACAACAUAUGCUAUCCAACUGUGAACUGGUUAAAAAAUUUCUUGAUCCCAUCAACUACUCAUCUAAUUACACUGAAAUCGCCUUACAGCAGGUAUCUAUGUUCUUCCGUUCUGAACCUAACUGGGAGGUGGUAGAACCACUAAAGGAAAUAGGUUGGAGAUUAAGAAAACGGCAUCUUUUAAUAAAAAGUAAGGAUCAACCCAAAGAACGGCAGGUAUUAAGUUGGGCUGACCUUGGCCCUGAUAUGUUUCUGUCUGAUAAAGAUCUUCAAUCAGCAAUGAAGCUUUUAUCUUCUUGGUCUCACCCGUAUAUCUACCCUGUCACCUUUGCUACAGCUAGUGAAUCUUCAGGACUUGUAAUCCGAAUGUAUAAUGAAAAAGGGACACUAAGAGAUUAUAUCUGCAAGGCUAAACCAAAAGAUCCUUUUAUGAAGAAAUACUGCAGCCCUAAGAAAAUUCAAGGACUUGACCUUCAACAGAUAAAAACUUUUGGAAGACAAAUACUUGAGGCAUUGAAGUUUCUUCACGAAAAAAGAAUUCCAUAUGGACAUCUUCACACUUCAAAUGUGAUGCUUGAUGGAGAUACGUGUAAAUUGCUGGAUUUAGAAAACUCGUUGCUUGGAUUGCCCAGCUAUUAUAGACCCUAUUAUACGCAGUCCAGGAAAAUCAAUACUACAGAAGCUAUUGAUGUGUAUUCCUUUGGCCAUUUACUAUAUGAAAUUACGUAUGGGAAGCCGCCAGAUUCUGUGCCAGUGGACAGCUUUCCAUCUGCUCCCUCAUCUGAUAUAGUAUCUGUGUUGCAGUCUAUCCUUUCUGCAGAUGCCUGGAAAAUAAGCAUGCCAACAAUUGCCCAGCUGCUGGAGACACCGUUAUUUGCUGAUGUUGUGCUGCUUAACACUGAGAAGCCCCAAUUUAAGAUGCCUACUAAGCUGAAGGAAGCUUUAAAAACAGCAAAAGAGUGUAUGGAGAAAAGGCUAAAUGAAGAACAGAAAGCUAUUCAUCGGCACAAAAGGCUCACAAGGGCACAGUCUCAUCAUGGAUCAGAGGAAGAGAAGAAGAGGAGGAAGAUUUUAGCACGAAAGAAGUCAAAGCAGUCUGUCACUGAGAAUGAAGCGGAUAUCUCAACUAAAAACAGCAACUCAAACAAUAUAAAUUCUGGCUCUGGUGCUAGUUCUCCUCUAACAUCACCAUCUUCACCUACUCCUCCAUCAACUGGGGUUUCACCAGUUCCUCCUCAAGCUGCACCCCCACCUCCAAAGUCAGAGAUUGAUCUUCCAUCACAAACCAUUGCUACUGCCAAUGGUGCCGGUAGAGGAGCCUUACUCAGCUCAAUUCAAAGCUUUAGAAAGGGGCACUUGAAGCCUACAGUUACAAAUGACCGCAGCAUCCCUACAAUCAAAUAAUACAAAAUGUCUUUGUUUACUGGACAGUUUUGAAUACCAAACAUGGAACACUGAAUAAAGAAAAUUGUGUCUCAUCUGUAUAUGUGGGGCAAGACAUGUUUUGUGGCGCUCUUGUACAGGACAAUCAUUCAUUUUUUUUGAAGCAUUUGCUUUUCACAAAUCUACCAUGCAUUGCAGCCAAUGUGUAUAGAUUUACUUAUGGGCUUGCUAUGCCCCCUUGUGGACAUGGCUUUUUCAAAAGUAGAUUUUUUUUUCAUAUCACACUUGUCUGUAAACUUGCCUGUGGAGCCAAUGUUCUGCAAUAAUUUUAUAUUGAGGCAGUACAAAAAUGGCAAAUGUCUGUUUUGCAAUAAUGUAUCUUAAAAUAACUAGCUAUAGUUUGACCAUAAUCCCCUAAUAAUCUUGAAAUUCUGAAGAAAGUGCACUUUAAGAUACCAUUGUGUUUUACCUUAAAAGAAACAGCUGUUUCUAUGCAGAAAAAUUUUCAUGGUGUAAUAUCUGUACAAAUUCUUGUAAACAAUUACUAGAUAUUGUUUUAAUAUUUUUAUUAAAAUAAUUGUUCUGUUA
Molecule: messenger RNA, 2509 nt
Organism: Carcharodon carcharias (great white shark)
Lineage: Eukaryota; Metazoa; Chordata; Chondrichthyes; Lamniformes; Lamnidae
Gene: pxk
Product: PX domain containing serine/threonine kinase
Exons: 18
Coding region: 227-1942 (571 amino acids)
Biological process (GO): early endosome to late endosome transport; endosome to lysosome transport; protein targeting to lysosome
Cellular component (GO): late endosome; early endosome; extrinsic component of endosome membrane
Molecular function (GO): phosphatidylinositol binding; actin binding; ATP binding
Source: RefSeq, a predicted model, not a curated record